Messenger RNA from Electrophorus electricus (electric eel), 2502 nucleotides. RefSeq names its product peroxisomal biogenesis factor 13 (gene pex13). Gene Ontology annotation, biological process: protein import into peroxisome matrix, docking. Gene Ontology annotation, cellular component: peroxisome; peroxisomal importomer complex; peroxisomal membrane. NCBI's taxonomy places the organism in Eukaryota, Metazoa, Chordata, Actinopteri, Gymnotiformes, Gymnotidae. Gene Ontology annotation, molecular function: protein binding. The record is from RefSeq and is a predicted model, not a curated record.
CGCGAGCAGCUAGACCUGGCUGUCUAGUUGCCAAGCGAACGUCGGUUUUUGUAGUUAGCCCAGCUAGCUAAUAGACCCAAAACAAUGUCUCAGCCGCCUCCCAAACCAUGGGAAAGACGAAUUCCUGGAACCAUAACUGCUCCACUAAAUUAUCGCUCUCCUGACUUCAGCACGCCACCUCCUGUAGUAGCUCCCCCGGUUCUAACGAGGGUGGCGCCCCCCGUCCCUCCUCGGCCCAUCCAGCAGACGUACCGGCCCGCCUACAGCUCGUUCCCGUCCUCCUACGGAACCUUUGGCAGCUCUCCGUACGGAGGCUACAGCCCGUACGGCUACGGCGGCUACGGUCUGGGUUACGGCCGCCCGCGCUUGGAGGACGUGCCGCCUAGUCGCUUCGUGCAGCAGGCCGAGGAGAGCAGCCGCGGGGCGUUCCAGUCUGUGGAGAGCAUCGUGCACGCCUUUGCCUCCGUCAGCAUGAUGAUGGACGCCACCUUCUCGGCCGUCUACAACAGCUUCCGCGCCGUGCUGGACGUAGCCAACCACUUCUCCCGCCUGCGAGUGCACUUCUCCAAGGUGCUGUCAGCCUUCGCGCUGAUACGCACGCUGCGCUACCUCUACCGCCGUCUGCAGAGGGCACUGGGCUUGUGGACACACGCGGACGCGGAGGACCUCUGGGCGGAGAGCGCGGCCGAGGGCUCCCUGGUGCCGGCGGCAGGGACUGGGACAGCUGGCGGGUCUGAGUCCAGGGUCAAGUCCUGGCCCAUCUUUUUGUUUCUUACUGUCGUUUUCGGAGGACCGUACCUGAUCUGGAAGCUCUUGAGAACUGAGGAAGGCGUAGAGGAGAGCGGCACUAACUGGGCUAGUGGGGAGGAUGACCAUGUGGUAGCUAAAGCAGAGUAUGACUUCAUUGCUGCUUCUGAAGAGGAGAUCUCCUUCCAGGCUGGAGAUAUGCUCAAUCUGGCCCCAAAGGACCAACAGCCGAGGGUACGUGGUUGGCUGCUGGCCAGUUUGGACGGACAGGCGGUGGGACUUGUCCCUGCUAACCACGUCAAAAUCUUGGGCAAGAGGCGUGGCAAGAGACAGCCGGAGCUGGAGAGGCUGGCGCAGCUCCAGGAGGGUCAGCAGGGUUUGUGUUCGAGUCUGGGCACGACGGGCGUCGCCACCCCAGAGACCUGCCACUCCCUGAGCACCGGGGGUGUGGCGACGUCAAAGACCCGCCCCUUCCCGGAGGAGCUACUGGAGGUUGCAUAUAAGGAAAUUCCAGUGCCAUACACCAACCCAGUGGUCUCCACAAAUACCACAGCCACAAACACUGCACUGGGGACUUCUGAAAGGGUCGAUUUGUGAAUGUGAGAAAAGAAGGCAGGUGUGUGACCAUGUGUGAGCAAGGGAAGGGUGUGAAUCACUUCAUCUGUGACCACGUGUGUGUGGGAGGAAAAGUUAGGGUGUGCUUGCAGGCAUGCGUCAGGCUGGGACAAUAUAUGAAGAGUGUUUCCCCUUACUGACAGAGCAAAGCCCAUGACAUGGAGACUUGCAGGGACAUUACAUCUCUGCACUUAGAAACUAUCUGUAAAGGUAUAACCGGAAUGUUUUUAGUGCUCAACUACACUCAUUUACAGAUAGCACCCUGUUCAGUUCAUCAAUUGUAGUCUUUUAUAGGGGUGGUAUUGGAAUACUGGAAACUAGUGCAGUAUAUGUCUAGUAGAGAGACAUUAGUGAUGGCAUUGCUUUCACUGGGUAUGUGUCUCGCCUUCUACCACAAACGAAGGGAAAACCACCAUGUGAAUAGAAACUGUCCUGUUUUGUUUUAAAAACCAGAGUCUGUCUCCUUGUCAAAUGUUGAUUAUGGCUAUAAAAGCAACAGAAUGUACCAUAGGCAGGGUUUACCUUGAAUCAAUCGAUCUUUCCCCACAGAACACAUUUUGUCUGUUUGCUAAAUCCAUGUGAUUGUUUGUUCCAAUAUCUGUCCUUCUUCCAAAAAAAUUAAAAAUAACAGUUCAAAACCUUGAAGGGCAAAUAUUAUUGUUACAUGUUUGUUGACCUUGCUUUUGAACUGCUGUUAUUUUAAAUAAUGCUUUUGUUUCCUCGGGUCCUUUUGAUCAACAUCAGACUAGAGUUAAAAAGCAUAGUAAUUAAGAAAUCUGUUCCUUUAUUGGGUUUAAUUGACUUCAUCUCUGUUUAAAAUUGACAGAAUCAUGUAGAUAUAUUUAAAACGUUAGAUCUGCAGCGUUAUGUUUUAUUGAGACGUAUUAUUGUGAACAAGCAGCUAGCCUAAGGGGAAUGUUCCAUUGGCCUUGCAUAGCUGUGCCCAGUCUAAUCUUCUGCGCAGAAACAGGUUGUGUGAGUGCAAUAUCUUUGGGCAAAUGGUAAACUUGUGUCUAUUUCUUAACUGUCUUGUGCUAUGGGUUUGUUUGUACCCUCUGAUUGUUAUUGUAUAAUCAUUAACACGUGCAGUUGUGUAAAUAUAGAAAGAAAUUUCACAUUAAAAUAUUUUUCACAAACUGA